Messenger RNA from Rhinolophus ferrumequinum (greater horseshoe bat), 3192 nucleotides. It is a transcript of the gene TFAP4, whose product is annotated as transcription factor AP-4. Gene Ontology annotation, cellular component: nucleus. Gene Ontology annotation, biological process: regulation of transcription by RNA polymerase II. The transcript is spliced from 7 exons. The record is from RefSeq and is a predicted model, not a curated record. Lineage: Eukaryota; Metazoa; Chordata; Mammalia; Chiroptera; Rhinolophidae. Gene Ontology annotation, molecular function: DNA-binding transcription factor activity, RNA polymerase II-specific; protein dimerization activity; RNA polymerase II cis-regulatory region sequence-specific DNA binding. Bases 530 to 1546 code for a protein of 338 amino acids.
CAGCUCGCUCCAUUCACCCGAGCCCUACCAGCCAGCCGGUGGCCCCCAGCUCCCCGCUCCCGCGGGAGGCCUGCAGACACCCGCUGCCACCCGUCACCGGGGGCCCGCGCCCCGCUCGCCCCGGCCUCGCGCCGCUCGGGGGGCGCUGCAAAUAGUCCUUUGUUUACAUGCAAUUCCUUACUCCGCGGAAGGAGGCCGGGGGAGUGCUGAGUUUUCACCAGCUGUUUCCCGCCUUGAAACAGACAUCUGAUCAGCUGCAAACACACACACACAGGCACACACAGACACACACACACAGACACACACACACACACACACACACACACACACUCGCGCCCGGGGAGGCAGGCCGGAGAGACCUCCCUCCCGCCCCUCCCGCCCGCCUCCCUCCCCUCGCCGCUGCCGCCAGCAUCUGGGACCGGCCGAUUCUGCACCUCCGUCCGGCGCUGCCCUUUGAUUCGGAUUUCCAUCUUGCAUUCUCCGGCGGACCGCGAGACCCGGCUUGUGCAGAGGAGGGGGGCCGAUCGCUAUGGAGUAUUUCAUGGUGCCCACUCAGAAGGUGCCCUCUUUGCAACAUUUCAGGAAAACAGAGAAAGAAGUGAUAGGAGGGCUCUGUAGCCUUGCCAACAUUCCACUGACCCCUGAGACUCAGCGGGACCAGGAGCGGCGGAUUCGGAGAGAGAUCGCUAACAGCAACGAGCGGAGGCGCAUGCAGAGCAUCAAUGCGGGUUUCCAGUCCCUUAAGACCCUCAUCCCCCACACAGAUGGAGAGAAGCUCAGCAAGGCAGCCAUUCUCCAGCAGACGGCAGAGUACAUCUUCUCCCUGGAGCAGGAGAAGACCAGGCUCCUACAGCAGAAUACACAGCUCAAGCGCUUCAUCCAGGAGCUGAGUGGCUCAUCCCCCAAGCGACGUCGAGCAGAGGACAAGGAUGAGGGCAUAGGCUCGCCGGACAUCUGGGAGGACGAGAAGGCAGAGGACCUGCGGCGGGAGAUGAUCGAGCUUCGGCAGCAGCUGGACAAGGAGCGCUCGGUGCGAAUGAUGCUAGAGGAGCAGGUACGCUCGCUGGAGGCCCACAUGUACCCGGAAAAGCUCAAGGUGAUCGCACAGCAGGUGCAGCUGCAGCAACAGCAGGAACAGGUGCGGCUGCUGCACCAGGAGAAGCUGGAGCGGGAACAGCAGCACCUACGGACCCAGCUCUUGCCCCCUCCGGCCCCCACCCACCACCCUACGGUGAUUGUACCUGCGCCGCCACCCCCUCCCUCCCACCACAUCAACGUCGUCACCAUGGGCCCCUCCUCGGUCAUCAACUCUGUUUCCACAUCCCGGCAAAAUCUGGACACCAUCGUGCAGGCGAUCCAGCACAUCGAGGGUACCCAGGAAAGGCAGGAGCAGGAAGAGGAGCAGCGGCGAGCAGUCAUCGUGAAGCCAGUCCGAAGCUGCCCGGAGGCCCAGGCCUCCGACACCGCCUCCGAUUCAGAGACCUCAGACAGCGAUGCCAUGGAUCAGAGCCGGGAGGAGCUGGCGGGACCUGGGGGGCUUCCCUGACCACCCCCCAGCCCUCCUCUCCCUUCUGGGGGCUGGAGGGGGCCGGGGCAGCAACAGGGAGUACAUGCAGGCCAGCGAGUGAGGAAUUUUUACAAAAUUAUAACGGCAUUUGGGUCUCUUUUAUGACCUCUUUUUCAAUACUGUAAAUCCACUUUGGAGCGAAGGCCACCCAACCGGUGGUCCCGGGGGCUGUGGUGGGGGUGUGUGGGAGCACCGGGGGGCUGUGGGCGCUGACCCUGAGGGGCCUGGCCUCUCUCCGCCAAAAGCAUUUUUUUCAUUUAAACAUGUUGUUAAAGAACAGGGAAAAUCAAACAAAACCCCACAUAUUCUGCCCUCCCCAGAGCCAGCCCUACGACUGUUAGUUUUUAACCACCUCCUUACCUCUUUGUUUUGGUUUUCUUCUUUCUCCUUUAAGCACUUACAUGGGUUGGGGGUCUGGCUGGGUCAGGACUCUCUGGCGGUCUGGGGUCGAAGUUGCUUCUCGGUUGGGGUUUGCUGCUGCCCUUCUGCCCUGCCCUUCCCCUCCCCACCCCAUCUCAGCACUAGGAUUCGCCACUCUCCACCACCAGCCGGCCCCUACCUUUCCCUCAAGGUUUCCCAUUUUCGACCCCCAAAAAAUGUCUUUGUCUCUCUUUUUGUUUUGUUUGUUGUUGGUUUUAUUUUGUUUUUGUUUUUUUUUUUGUUUGUUUUUUUUUUUUUUUUAAUUUUGAGGUCUUUGUGUUCAUGGAGAGCUAUUAUAUUUUGUUAAGAAAGUGGGGGGAAAAAAACCAAGAGGCCACUGUGCCUUUAUAAAGAAACAAAAUAAAGUUUGUACUUUGUUUUUUAGAUUCUGUGUCUCCUGGUACGUGCUGUCCUGAGUUGCUGGGGAAGGCUUCCUGGACUAGAGUACGGGAUGCCUUUUGGGCCCACCAGAGGGGACUGGAUGUGGGUGAGCAUGAUGACUCCCCCAACUUGUGUGUGGUGUUGCAGUGAGAAAUCAGGGUCCUCAUAUUCCCUGGGAUUACUCUGGGUGUUCUGCAAAGAUGAGAGAUGGUGUUGGGGAUGAGAGGAGUGGCUCCCAACUCCUUGAAGGAGGGGUCAAGGAGAGAAUGAACAACUAAGCCACAAGUUCCUAUGUCCUAGAGAAAGGACACAGGAUGUCCGAGUUGAUCCCUAGGCUUUACCACGUUUUCAGCUUGUGUAACCUCUCUGAACCUCAUUCUCCUCAUCUAUAGAAGAGAAGGGAUCACUCCCUCAUGGUGUGGUGUUUAAGAGCUAAGGUCCUGGAUUUGGUCUGCCAGUGUGGUCAGUUCCACCUUGGGCAAGCCACUCGAUAUUUGAGCCUCAGUUUCCUCUUCUGAAAGGUGGGAAUAAUAAUGGCACAAGGAUAAUUCAUCUUAUGGGGGGUGGGAGUGGUUCUUUUAAAUCCAUCCUCCAUGACCAGAGAGCACUUUACAAUGUACCCUUCUGGGCUUGCUUUUCCUCAGGCUCACUCUGUGCCAGGUACAUGGGAACUGAGUCCAGAGUGAAGUAGCCAAUUCACUUCUUACCCUGCAAUGAGUGUCUCCAGACAUGAAGUUGUUGAAUAGAAAGGCAGUCAGGAGCCUGCAUUUUUUUUCCAGAACUUUUAUAACUUUUUAAAGGUGAAAUUCACAUAACAAAAUUAA